Clupea harengus (Atlantic herring) is the source of this 975-nucleotide messenger RNA. Its product is annotated as stonustoxin subunit beta-like. Bases 1 to 750 code for a protein of 249 amino acids. Gene Ontology annotation, molecular function: protein binding. The transcript is spliced from 3 exons. Lineage: Eukaryota; Metazoa; Chordata; Actinopteri; Clupeiformes; Clupeidae. The record is from RefSeq and is a predicted model, not a curated record.
AUGUUAGAUGCUCCUAGGAUUCCACGGUACCGCACAGUUACUACGGUCAUCGGACUCAUCCAGGAUGGCGUCGAGCUGCACCACUGGAGGGAGGGCAGGGGAGGGCAGUUUGACUCUGCCCCAUUAAAGAGCACCUGCCUGGGCAUGGACCUGGCCUGCCCCCGCCCGCCCCAGCCCAACCCACUGCCAUUGUACGCACAGUACAAUGCCUGUGAGCUCACACUGGACCCCAACACAGCAUACAGAAGUCUCUCUCUCUCUGAGGGGAACAGAAAGGUGACACCUGUGAGUGAGAGGCAGCCGUAUCCUGACCACCCAGAGAGAUUUGACUCCUACUACAGUCCUCAGGUGCUGUGUAGAGAGGGUCAGUCUGGACGCUGCUACUGGGAGGCUGAGUGGAGUGGUGGUGGGGCUCAUAUAGCAGUGGCAUAUAAGAGCAUGGGGAGGAAAGGGUUGAGUCAUGACAGUGAGUUUGGAUGUAAUGACAAGUCCUGGAGUCUGCAAUGCUCUGGUAACAGUUACUCUGCCUUGCACAAUAAUAAGAAGACUGACAUACCUGCCCCCUCCUCCCGCUCCAGCAGAGUAGGAGUCUACCUGGACUGGCCAGCAGGCACUCUGUCCUUCUACAGCGUCUCCUCUGACACACUCACCCACCUGCACACAUUCCACUCCACAUUCACUGAGCCCCUCUAUCCUGGGUUUUGGCUUAAUUAUUCUGACUCCCUAGUGUCCCUGUGCCAGAUCACAUGACCUCCUGAUCCUGCAGGAACACAAGAGUCUGCAGAAGAGUUACACACUCCUGUUCAAACACCCCUGUGCUUUGAUGGAAAAUAUUGAUAAUUAAUGUAUAUUUUUGAGCCUAUUACAUGUUGAUAAACAUGUUACUAUGGAGACCAAGGUUAAUUGAGCAUCAUUGUAUUCAUAGUUAAAUUGUUCAAAAUAUGCUGGGGAAUAAAAAAGGGAAAUGAAUGUGAA